CCUGUUGCAGCCAAGUGGGUCCGGCAUCUUAUCAGGAGUCCAAGCAUUUGCUGAUAACCAAAAAAGUUGUCUGUUCUGGCCCCCAUGUGAGCCUCCAUGUAACAUCCACCUCAAUAUCAAGUUGAAGACCAGGGGAUGUCGCGCACUGUUUCUUAAAUGAUCUUCACCUAGAAUCAUAUAAUACAAGGCUUCUAUGUUCAAAAUGCCUCGCGCCGCUUCCCCCGCGCUUUCUGAGAAUGAGGUCGACAUUCUAGGGUCUCUGCUCACUAAUGGGGAUGAGAGCUCACAGGCGAAGACGAAACAUGCUGAGCUGCAAGAUGGAUUCAGCUUCGACGUUGAAGAUCUCCUCGAUGGCGAUGAUGGCGACAAAGGCGAUGACGAUGAGGCUUUCAUCGCGUUGAAGCAGGCUGCUGCGUUUCGGAAGAACUCGAACCUCAAGGGCACGACACUUAAGAAGGGUGGAGGUUUUCAAUCUAUGGGUUUGAAUGGAAAUCUUCUCAAAGCAAUUACAAGGGUGGGAUUCAGAGUUCCGACACCUAUUCAACGAAAGACGAUACCAUUAAUUUUGCAACGAAAAGAUCUCCUAGCUAUGGCCAGGACGGGUUCGGGGAAAACUGCCGCUUUCCUAAUUCCUAUGGUUCAAACUCUGAAAGCGCAUUCGCCAAACAUGGGGGCGCGCGCCUUGAUAUUAAGUCCUAGCCGUGAGCUCGCUAUCCAGACUCUGAGCGUCACGAAGAGCUUUACACGUGGAACGGAUCUUAAAACGAUGUUGUGUGUUGGAGGUGACUCACUGAACGAGCAAUUCGCAAACAUGACGGCGAAUCCAGAUAUCAUAAUUGCGACUCCCGGUCGAUUUUUGCAUUUAUUAGUCGAAAUGAACUUGAAUGUUACGGGUCUAGCUAAGAUGCAAUAUGUUGUUUUCGACGAGGCAGAUCGUCUGUUCGAGAUGGGAUUUGCGGCACAACUUCAAGAGAUUCUUCAUUCUCUGCCGCCAACUCGCCAGACGCUACUUUUCUCAGCCACGCUACCUUCCUCUGUUACCGAAUUUGUUAGAGCUGGAUGUCAGGACCCUACCCUAGUACGACUAGACGCCGACACAAAGGUCAGCCCAGAUCUCGAGGCGGCUGUCUUUAGUGUUAAAGGGGACGAAAAACUCGGUGCCCUCCUACAUAUUUUGCAUGACGUUAUCAAGAUACCUACCGGCUUACCGGAGGGAGUUACAGACUUAUCCGAAAACUCUUCGAAAAAAAGGAAAAGGGGCCCUGACGCCUCUCACGAGAAGCAGAAACCCUCGCCUCACGCCACCAUCGUCUUCACGUCCACCUCACACCAUGUAGAGUUCCUUCAGACGAUGCUUACUGCAGCCGGUUUUGCUGUUUCAUACGUCUAUGGCUCUUUAGACCAGACAGCAAGAAAAACGCAGGUUGACAAUUUCCGAAGAGGACGAUCUAACAUAUUGGUGGUUACCGAUGUUGCCGCGAGAGGUAUAGACAUACCGCUCCUUUCCAACGCUAUCAAUUAUAGCUUUCCCGCAACUCCCAAGUUGUAUAUCCAUAGAGUAGGACGUGUCGCUCGAGCAGGUAUGCGUGGAUGGGCCUUUAGUCUUGUAAAGGAUACCGACGUCCCAUACCUCCUGGAUCUUCAACUAUUUCUCGGGCAGAAAUUGAUUCUUGGCAAGGAGGGGAAAGGAACGCCGAGUUUCACAUCAGACAUGGUCGUCGGUGCUCCAGUCCGAAGCAAGGUCGAGAAUUACACAGAAUGGCUCAAUAAGGUCUUGGCGGACGACUCCGAUCUUGCCAAUUUACUACGUGUUUCCGAUAAGGCUGAGAAACUCUAUCUCAAGACUCGCAACAGCGCCUCUAGCCAAAGUGCGCGUCGGGCGCGAGAAGUAGUUGCCUCCAAAGGCUUUUCCCAGGUCCAUCCUUUAUAUGGUGAUGACGCCAGCGCCAUCGAGGAUGAGCGGGCGGAAAUGCUCGCCAAGAUUGGUGGCUUUAAACCGCAAGAAACAAUAUUCGAAAUUGGCAGGGGAGCCAAGGGCGGACGGAGCAAGGAGGCGGAAGUCAUGAAGUCGAUCCGAGAGCGCUUCGGAUCCCGGAGAACAGCGACUGGGGGAGAAGACAAGGAAACGGAAUCCAACGAAGCCUCAGACGAGGAUGCUGAUGACGCAGAAGAUGCCGACGAGUUUGGUGUAGAAGUUGGCGAAACCGAGGAGGCAUCAGACGAUGAUGAAGACGAUGACGAGGAGAUACCAGAACCCAUAGACUCCGACUCCGAAAUGGAGGUAACAAUAUCCAACCACACGGACCCUGGACCCGGCAACAAAUCUCGCCAAAGCAGCAAAGCCGCCAAGAAGUCCUCUGACUUCCGCGACCCCGAAUUCAUGGCCUACGAGCCGCGCACCAUCAACGCCGCCGAGACGCGCGGCUACGGCGUGCACUCCGGCGGGCAAUCCAACGCGAGCGGGAACUUCUUCGAAGCAGCGCGCAGCGCAACCUUCGACCUGACGAACGACGAGGGCGCGAAAUCCUUCGGCGCGCCAACGCGCGCCGGUCUACGCUGGGACAAGAAGAGCAACAAAUACGUCUCUCGCAACAACGACGAAGACGGCAGCCGGAUGCAACAGCCCAAGAGCGCCGGCAGCACCAGCGGCGUGAAGUACGUCCGCGGCGAGUCCGGCGUGAAGAUCGCCUCGACGUUCCAGAGCGGCCGCUUCGAGAGGUGGAAGAAGGAGCAGCGCGUCGGCCGUCUGCCGCGCAUAGGCGAGGCGGAGCGGCGCGGACCAGGGAGCUCCGGUGCCACCACGAUCCUGGGCGGCGGCGCGCGGUACAAGCACAAGCAGGAGAAGGCGCCCAAGGCGGCAGACAAGUACCGCGACGACUACCACGCGCGCAAGAAGCGCGUGGCCGAGGCCAAGGAGAAGCGCGUCGGCCGCUUCCGCGACGGCGACGGCAAUAAGAAGGAGCUCAGGAAUGCGGACGACAUCCGCAAGGACCGCAAGCAGAAGGAGUUGCGCAGGCAGAAGAAUGCCCGGCCUUCGAGGAAGUGAGGGAAAUGGAACGAGUGGAGCAAUGCAGCGCAACGUAUAGCUAAUAUAACACUAUAUAUGAGAGAGGCUGGUUGGGGUAGACUUUGAAAAGCACCAAGGGAUAAAUAAAAGAACG
Molecule: messenger RNA, 3161 nt
Organism: Xylaria bambusicola
Lineage: Eukaryota; Fungi; Ascomycota; Sordariomycetes; Xylariales; Xylariaceae
Product: P-loop containing nucleoside triphosphate hydrolase protein
Exons: 1
Coding region: 194-3046 (950 amino acids)
Cellular component (GO): nucleus
Molecular function (GO): ATP binding; RNA helicase activity; RNA binding
Source: RefSeq, a predicted model, not a curated record